CCGGAAGUGCAGUGGAGUCAGUAGGAUAUGGCAGGUCUAGAAGAGGCUGAAUGUCAACUGUCAGAGAUUGAGCUGCUUACCAGUAUGUUUCCUGGUCAGGAAGAGCUGGUCAUGGUGGACCAGUUGGCUCUUGCAGAACUCAGGGAAUAUGUGGAAGGAACCUCUCAGUACCCUCCAUCAUCAAGGCCUGAAUUCAUCAUACAUCAGAAAGUGGGAGCGGUGCCUUUUGCAAUUUCUUGUACGUAUGUACCAAGUUACCCCAAAGUUUUGCCAGAAAUUGUUGUCAGAUGUACAAAGCUGACCCGAGCUCAACUCGCAGAGCUUCAUAAAGAUCUGAUUACACACCUAGGCGAAACUUGCCAGGGUGAGAUGUGUGUGUUAACUGCUUUGGAGUGGGUCCGAGACAAUGCUCAACGAUACAUCUCUCAGAGUCCCUCAUCUGCCACCAUCCCAGAGGACCAGGCCCCGGGGCCACCAAGGGUGGUUUUUACCAGGCUCUGGAUCUACAGCCAUCACAUUUACAACAAGAAUAAAAGGAAGAAUAUUCUGGAAUGGGCCAAGGAACUUGGCUUGUCUGGGUUCAGCAUGCCUGGGAAGCCCGGUGUCGUGUGUGUCGAGGGACCUCAGCCAGCCUGUGAGGACUUCUGGGCCAGGGUUAAAUGUUUAACAUGGAAGAGGAUAAUGAUCCGGCACAGAGAAGAUGUGCUGCUAGACCCCCAGGAAUCCCUCAGCUCCAUGUGCCGGUUUACAGGCUUUGAGGAGGCAAUUUUUGACCCCCGAGGGAGCAGGGGUAAUCACAUGGACCUUGGGCAGCUGUACCAGUUCCUUAGUGAAAGGGGCUGUGGGGAUGUUUUCCAGCUGUACUUUGGGAUUGAAGGGCGAUGAUGGCAUUCAGUAGGUGCAUGGAGCGAAGUUGCAUUGCCCUGGGUCAGAAGUGUCGAAGGUGGUAGCAGGACACGUAACAGAGCAUUGGAUUAGCAGAUUGAACGGAAGAAAAUGGAUGGAAAGGCACCAUUUGGUCAGCCCCAGGAGUUUUUCCUAAAGGCUCCAAUUCAGAAUGUAAUUCUGGGUUGUCAUAUCAAAUUCAAAAUGCAGAAUUAAUUUGAUCACUUCCCAAAUCAGUACAACUUUUGCAGUUUCUAACUUUUUUCUAUGGAAAGUGCCUUUUUUUGGAAAAUAAACAUGUAUACCAGAUUAAUGUUUCUUUCUUGUAUGAGUAAUACUAUGAAA
Messenger RNA from Scleropages formosus (Asian bonytongue), 1230 nucleotides. RefSeq names its product RWD domain containing 2B (gene rwdd2b). The record is from RefSeq and is a predicted model, not a curated record. The transcript has 5 exons. Gene Ontology annotation, molecular function: protein binding. NCBI's taxonomy places the organism in Eukaryota, Metazoa, Chordata, Actinopteri, Osteoglossiformes, Osteoglossidae. The coding region runs from base 28 to 885 and encodes 285 amino acids.